AUGGCGGAUGUCAUUGUAGAAACAGUAUUCUCUAGAGACGACGAAAAAUUCAGUAAAGACAAGAAAUGGAAACUAUUUUUGAAACAGCUACUAGUUAUCAGCGCAGUAUGGACAUCAUAUUUCAUGUAUGGACUUUGUCUAGGAUCUCCAACAGUAUUUAUUCCACAAAUAAGAAAAUCGAAUUCGAAUGACACAAUCAGCGAUGAAAUGGCAUCAUGGCUUUCGUCUAUUCAUAUCUUCAGUGGACUGCCAGCAAUAAUUUUACUAUCCUUCCUUGCUCAACUUAUAGGUAGAAAGAAAACUUAUUUAAUCGUAUGUCUUGCUACUUUAACUGGGUUCUUCGUAUUUUACUUUAGUAUAUCAGUUACUGAAAUACUAAUUAGUGAAAUUGUACAAGAAGUCAUUGUAGAAAACAAGUACUUUUCAAUUUUGUUGCUCUCAUUGUUCUCCAUAUCAAUAAGCUGUGGUCCAAUGAACAUGUGUACCUCAAUUUUCGGAGAGCUCAUUUCGUUAGAAUACAGAUCUUCUACUUUGGCCAUCAUCGGUGUAUUUGGUCACACAAUGAUGGCGGUAUUGGUUAAAAUAGCUCCUCUUAUUUUCAAAACAUUUAAAUUGCAUGGUGCUUUUCUUUUCUAUGGUUUAUCAACAUCUAUUUGCACAAUACUUCUAUAUAAAUACCUGCCUGAAACUAAGGAUAAAACUUUGCAGCAAAUACAGGAUUCUCUAAAAAGUCAUCAAAAGGAAGAAAAAGAAGCCACAGAAUUGAUGUGA
This is a messenger RNA of Parnassius apollo (apollo), 771 nucleotides long. Lineage: Eukaryota; Metazoa; Arthropoda; Insecta; Lepidoptera; Papilionidae. The record is from the annotation of a GenBank genome assembly.